CACUUCUUCACUCUGAGACAUUACUUUAUAAUUAAUGAUUCUAUCCCAUGUGAUUAUGUAUAUUAUGCAGAACCCAAUCUAAAUAAUUUUAGAGACUAAGUUAUUAAGAAUCAGACUUAGAUCUGUUCAGUUUGUCUGACAGGGAGCACUGGAGGAAUUAUAACGAGAUGAGGGAUUUAACGUGUCAUCCAGGCUCUGGGGCGGGGACACACAAAUCUCACAAUGCCUAAAGGAUAACACUGACAAACAUUUGUCAUCUCUUUAGUGUUGAAGAACAUGCUGGAAUGGACAACAGAUGAGGAGUUUCACAGAUUAACUGAUCUUAGCUCUGUGAUUGGCUGAGCCUGCAGAAAAAAAUAGUGUGAUGUCACCGGUGGUGGACGAGACAGCCGGGGACCUACCAGUUAGAGAUGUGGGGAUAAUGAGAGGAGGAUUGAUGCCCACCUUCCCAGAUACCCUUCGUGACGUGAAACCAUGGAAGAAGCAUCACAAUUCAAAGAUGAAAGCAGACCCUCAGCGGCUGUUUCGAUUUCCCAGAGAGCAUCUGGAGGACCUGUGUCUGCGGCUGCAGGAGGAGAACAGUUUGCUCAGACAACACGCACAGACACAGGAGCAGCGACUCCGCAGGAUGUCCACAAAGCUGAUGCGUCUUCGUCAGGCCCGUCCGGGGUCUGGUCCUGUCAAGGACAGGGACAUGGAGGAAGCCAUCCAGGAACUGGAGGCUCGGGUAGCGAUGUUAGAGAGUCAAAAGGAGGUGUUGCAGAAUAAACUCAGCAUGGCCAAGCAGCACAUCCUGGACCUCGGGGCUCACAUGCCUUACAGAUACAGCAAAGGUAAAAACCCAGAGGGGGAGGCAGGAGUCAGGAGGGCAGCACGGACUGCUCCUGCACGAUACGGCCUCACACUGGAAGAAACCAGAGCAGAGAUGGAAAGAUUCAGGUCCAGUAUGACGGACCAGGCGAGGAUGACAGAACUGGAGCUGACAGCUCAGACUCUCAGAGACACUCUGAGAGAGAGAGAGAAAGAGAUGGAGGGAACAUUCAGAGAGCUGAGGAAGCAACAUGCUGACAGACACAGAACAACUAUCCGAGAAAAUGUGGAUCUGAUUCGUCUGCAAAAGCAGCUCUCAGAGAAGAGUACAGCCCUGAGAGUGAGCCAGGAGAAGUUUGCAGACCUGCAGGAGGCGUAUGAGAAUCAGCUGGAGGAGAGUCAGAGGGCGCUAAGGGAAAGUCAGGGCGCUCUGUUGCAGAAAGUGGAGGAGCUGACUGAACAACUGAAGCAGGAGAGACAAAAAGCUCUGACAGCUGAGGGACAGCUCAACACCACCACUCUGUCUCUGCAGAAUCUGGACAAGCUUCAAGAGAGGAUCAUAGACCUGGAGGGAGAGAGGGAUCUGAUUAAAGAAAGCUAUGAUAAUCUACUAAAGAGUACUUUGUCUACCCAGAAACCUCCUGAUCUCCAAGCUGAAACACACAGAGAGGUGCAGCAUGACAGGUUGGUGGAGAACAUCCUUGCACCAGAUCUCCACCAGAGACUGGAGGGAAUGUUGCGAGAAGAGAGGGAGGAGAGAAAAAAGCUGGAGGUGGAAAACGAGAAGCUCAGAGAAGAGAAAGACAUGCUGGAGGAUCAGAGGCAGCGGGACGAAGAGCUAUCUGUUCUAAUGAGAGAGAGGAAAGAGCAGCUGGAGCAAGAGGUUGACCAGUACAGAGAAAAGGUCUCUGCUCUUCAGGACAGCCUGGAUUCCAUCACUAAGGGGUUUGAUAUGAGCGUUGAGGAUCUCAGCGAAACUCUUUUACAGAUCAAGGCCUUCAGAAUGGAGCAGGAGAGUAGGGAGAGCCUGGGUUUCCUCGUGCCUGAUGGUAGGAUGGACGAUUCCUCCCCUGAGCUGAUGAAAAUCCAGGCAACCCAUGCAGAGAUGGUUCUUGAGCUGCAGAAAACCAGAAACCUGCUACUGCUGGAGCACAAGAUCACCAGAGAUCUGCAGGAAGAAUUAAACAUGAUUAACCAGAAGGUGGAAAGAGAGAGGGAGGAGAGCAGGAGGAGGGUGGCAGAGAAAGACAAACUUCUAUCAAAAAGAGCUCUGCAGAUCAACACAUUACAAGCCCAGUUGAAAGAAUUGGCCUACAGCCCCAGGAAUUACAAACGGACCAUCCCAAUACAGUACACCUGGCCUGCAGGGGAUCAGGAGAUGGUCCAGCCCAUUGAGGAUGAUCUAUGCUUUUCUCAGCUCAAAUCUGGGGAGUCACUGCUGGAGAUACACCUUAAGGGAGCCACCUUCACCCCGGCUGGGCUCCGUAUCAUGACCAGCCUCCACCCGGGAGCAGGACACCAGGAGGAUUUUGUAACCUUCUGCACCUACUGCCUGUUGGACUUUGAGAUGCACUCCACCCCGCUGGUGUCAGGGAGCAGGCCAAACUACGGCUUCACAUCCCGCUACGCACUGACAGUCCGGGAUCUGGGCCGGUUGGGAGGUCAAGGGUCGAGAGUGCGGCUUGAGCUCCACCAGGCGCUUGGAGGAGUCCAAUUCGUCACCCAUGGAAGUGGCAGCGUGUCACUCAUGGGUGCUAUGGAGAAGAGAGGAGAACGAAUCUGUGGCAGUGUUAGUAUCACAGGAAAUGAGGGGGGAGUUAUCAGUGUUGUGGAUUUCUGGGUGCGCCUCUACCCUCCUGCUGAACCCAUCGUCACUGUGGAAGAGGUUAGAGCUGAAAGGAGGACAGUGACACAAAGAGGUCCGGUUCAGAUCCCACUUGGCUGGCAAGACAGCGGCCAAGAGGAGUUACAUGACUAUGGUGGCGGGAUCCCCAAUGAACUGGUGGUGAUGCUUGAGCGCUGUGUGGGCCUCAACGCUCGCUGGCCGGGACUCCUUCCAGAUGCCUACCUGACGUACCGUCUGUAUGACCUGCCGCCUCAUGUCUCACAAACGGUCCAGUGCUCAGUUGAUCCGGUGUUCAACGACGUCAGCAGUUUCCCACUGGCGGUAACAACAGAUAUAUUGCACUACCUCAGGUCUAGCAGUCUGUGGGUUUAUGUAUUUGAUGACAGCGAUGAGCAGAUACCACCAGCCUACCUGGCCAAGACGCCCAUCCCACUGAGAGCUCUAGCAACAGGCAGAGAGAUCAGAGGUGAUUACGUUCUCAGAGAUCCUGCAGGUGGACCUCGGGGAAUGGUCAGAGUCAUGCUAAAAUGGAAGUACCCAUUUCAGCCACCGGUGGAUGGUUUUAAGGAGAGAUGGGGGAUGGAGACGGGCGAGGUGGACAGGAUUAAAAGCAAUAAAAAGGAAGAGGAAAGAAAGGCGGAAGCAUCACAGAGGCCGACGGCCAAGCCAAGAGCGAAGACUCGGGAUCUCCAACACGACAAACCAGUAGCUGUGCAGAAAGAGACAGAAGCUGGACCUCAGCCUCGACCUGUCAAACAGAAGAGCUCUGCAGAUUCACAGUUAGGCCAAAUUAUGGCUGUAAAACCACUGCCAGCAGACCGCAAAGCUUCCUCUAAGAGGUCCCGUGAAGUGAGAAGAUCUCCCUUAACCCCUGAGCCAAGAGUGACAACACCACCCUACAAAGCUCCAGUAGGGUCAUCCUCCAGACGAUCCACUGCCGCUCCAUUAAGGGGAAGUUCUGCCACCGAUGUAGGGAUUCAGGACCUUUCAUCUGUGUCAUUGUUCAGUGAACAGAAGGAAGAAGAGUCGGAUGAGAGUAACACUCCUGCAGAGGACAGUGAAGCCCCUGAAUCUACAGCAUCCAGUUCUACACAAAGUGACAUAAUAAUCAUACCACCAAAACGAAAAAUGAGGAAGGGAGACAAGCUUAGAGUUGAGAUCCUGUCCCUGACGUUUGAACCAUCCUCCCAAGUGGUGUCAGAUCGCUCUGUGCAACGCGUUUAUGUGGAAUACCGUCUCCUGGGCGUUGCCAUGGAGACGACAGAGACUCCCAUGUCUCUUCGUAAACCUGUGAACGGGGAAGAGAUUCACUACAACUUUACACGAGUGAUUUAUGUGGACGGGUCCCAUUCAGCUCAACUAAGACAGUAUCUUUACACUAUGCUGGAGGGCACAGACCCCAACCAGGGCAGGUUAAAGUUCACAGUGGUCAGUGAGCCGAUGGACGAUGAAGAGGAGUGUGUGGAUGUCGGACACGCAUUCCUAGAUCUACAGGAACUGCUGCUCACAGGAAACGAUGUGAUUGAACAACAAAUUGACAUUGUCAGUGUGGACGAAGAUCAGGAGGUGAUAGGGAAUCUGAAAGUGUCCCUGGAGGCGGCAAAAGCACUUAAUGGGAUAUACCAGGAGUUUCAGCAGAGAGGUGAAAGUAAAGCAGCAGGAAAUGAGGAAGAGGAUGACGAAGAAGAAGAUGAAAAAGGAGAAGGAGAGGAAGAGCAACAGGACAACAAGAAAGAUCAGAUUCAAGUACUUGAUUAUGACGAUGAGGAUGAAGACAGUGCGUUCCACUAAUGGAAAAUAUCUGAAAACCCUUUAAAUAAUAUAGAAAAACACAGAAAUAAAAAUUAUUUGGGACACAAAAACAAAUCUGUUUUCUU
Messenger RNA from Cyprinodon tularosa, 4533 nucleotides. It is a transcript of the gene rpgrip1, whose product is annotated as RPGR interacting protein 1. The transcript has 31 exons. Gene Ontology annotation, biological process: retinal rod cell development; non-motile cilium assembly. The coding region runs from base 365 to 4447 and encodes 1360 amino acids. The record is from RefSeq and is a predicted model, not a curated record. Gene Ontology annotation, cellular component: photoreceptor connecting cilium. Lineage: Eukaryota; Metazoa; Chordata; Actinopteri; Cyprinodontiformes; Cyprinodontidae.